Messenger RNA from Wasmannia auropunctata (little fire ant), 1520 nucleotides. RefSeq lists its product as uncharacterized. The record is from RefSeq and is a predicted model, not a curated record. Bases 150 to 1100 code for a protein of 316 amino acids. NCBI's taxonomy places the organism in Eukaryota, Metazoa, Arthropoda, Insecta, Hymenoptera, Formicidae. The transcript has 5 exons.
AACGAUAGGCGCCUCGCGAUUCAUCUCGGCGCACGUCAGGCGUUUCGAUUAUAAUUGGAUGUAACCGCCGAUAUAACCGCGAUUCGUUCCUUCGCGGUGACGGAUAAUUCCGAGAGGUCAGGCUGAGACGCGUAGCGUCACGCUAAGUGAUGUCCUGCCUGAGCGGGUUGCACACGCAGAUAGGGACCCUGCUCUCCGUGCCCCACGAGAUUCUACUUCUGCGACACAGGGUUUUCCGCGAGUACGCAAAAAUCGCGGUCGGCCCGGACUUCAUCCACACGCUGCCGUCCUUCCUGAUCCUGACGGCCGCGGUGCUCGUACUCUGGAAGAAUCCCCCGUCCUCCACGCGGCUUAUGGACCUCGUAGGCGACGCAUUCAUUUACAAAGGGUUUCAGGUGACAGUCAGCUGCCUCGUGAUUAACGCGCUUUUAUGGCUAUGGCUGAUCCUCCAAAGGAUACUCUACUGCAGCGUCUGGCAUUAUUGGAGUUACGAAUCAGAAUAUCGAGAUAUUUCGUAUCCCUGGUGGCAACAUGUUUGGUCCUCAUAUUAUCCUGUAUCCGUACAACCGCCGGUGAUGUCAGCCGGUUUUAUUAGUUGGAUAAUCGCGAUGUUGAUUGCGGUAACCGCUCUGGGAUGCGCAAACUCUACAGAUCGCGUGGAAACUUUCGUUAAAGAAUUCUUAACUAAAUUUCGAAAUGCCCUUGCAAUGGUCAAGUCAAAUGUGGAGUGGUCACAGGACGAAACGCAAGAGAUACUCGUAACUGAUUGUGAGCAUACUGAGGCGAACGCGGCAAUGGAGGAUGGCGAAAUGAGCUUGGUUUGCGACGACGGCCGCUCGGAAAUGUCGAAUGAUAUAAACAACCACGCCGCGCGUGGAGAUAUACAUCCGAUUUCCUACGGAACGAAUUGGAUGCCGCAGCCAAAUUUCUCCGCGUUCAAGGAUGCGCAGCGAAAAAUAUCGAUGAAAUCCUUUCACACGGUGACAGGCGCAAACGACGUUCAGGAUCCUGACAAAUUCACGGCUAAGCAAUUGCGACACCGACGCGGCUGUCACACUGUGAUACCGAGCAAUUCCAGCGAGCAGUCGAGCGAAUGUUGAAGAGACUUGUCAAUGUUCGCUGAACGAUCAUCAUCGAAUAGGUCUUCGGUUGAGCAAUGCUCAUGGGAAGAGAUUUCCUCGUAGGCGGCGCAUUGAUCACGCAAAUGAUAUUGCACAAACGACGAGAAGGCGUUUAUAUAUACCGAUAAGCUUUUUAUAAAUUUUAUAAUCAUCUAAUAUUUAUGCCCCGAAAGAAUUUUUUUAUAAAAUUUUUUACAGAAAUAUUUUGUACGUGUGAUAUAUGAAACCAAGACUUUACUUUUGAACGAUAGUCGAAUGACUAUUAAAGAAGUACAAUAGUUACGUAAAGAUAAUGCGCGUAACUUUGCGCGGUGAGGUCGCAUCCGAUAUCAAUUAUAUCAAUAGAGUAUGUGUCUGUAUAUAUAAAACUUUUAUAAAUAAACGUAUAAAUUUUUAAAA